Molecule: messenger RNA, 1028 nt
Organism: Talpa occidentalis (Iberian mole)
Lineage: Eukaryota; Metazoa; Chordata; Mammalia; Eulipotyphla; Talpidae
Product: U4/U6.U5 tri-snRNP-associated protein 2-like
Exons: 6
Coding region: 27-1028 (333 amino acids)
Biological process (GO): protein deubiquitination
Molecular function (GO): zinc ion binding; cysteine-type deubiquitinase activity
Source: RefSeq, a predicted model, not a curated record
GCAGGGCUGCUCGGCCGGUAGUGGCGAUGUCUGGCCGGUCCAAGCGGGAGUCUCGUGGUUCUGCCCGCGGGAAGCGCGAGUCCGAGUCGCGGGGCAGCUCGGGUCGCGUCAAGCGGGAGCGAGAUCGGGAACGGGAGGCAGAGGCGCCGAGUUCCCGGAGCAGCCCGGUGCGCGUGAAGCGGGAGGUCGAACCGGCCAGCGCGCGCGAUGCCCCGCCGCUUGUCCUCCCCUCGGUGCGGGUGAAGCGGGAGCGCGAGGCAGACGAGGACUCUGAGCCUGAGCGGGAGGUGCGAGCAAAGAAUGGCCGCGUGGAUUCCGAGGACCGGAGGAGCCGCCACUGCCCGUACCUGGAUACCAUUAACAGGAGUGUGCUGGACUUUGACUUUGAGAAACUGUGUUCCAUCUCCCUCUCCCAUAUAAAUGCAUAUGCCUGUUUGGUGUGUGGCAAGUACUUUCAGGGCCGGGGUUUGAAGUCUCAUGCCUACAUUCACAGCGUCCAGUUCAGCCACCAUGUCUUCCUCAACCUCCACACCCUCAAGUUUUACUGCCUUCCUGACAACUAUGAGAUCAUUGAUUCCUCGCUGGAGGAUAUCACGUAUGUGUUGAAGCCCACUUUCACAAAGCAGCAGAUUGCAAACUUGGACAAGCAAGCCAAAUUGUCCAGGGCAUAUGAUGGCACCACUUACCUGCCUGGUAUUGUGGGCCUGAAUAACAUAAAGGCCAAUGACUACGCCAAUGCUGUCCUUCAGGCUCUGUCUAAUGUUCCUCCUCUCCGGAACUACUUCCUGGAAGAGGACAAUUACAAGAACAUCAAGCGUCCACCAGGGGAUAUCAUGUUCUUGCUGGUACAGCGUUUUGGAGAACUUAUGAGAAAGCUCUGGAACCCUCGGAAUUUCAAGGCACAUGUUUCUCCCCAUGAGAUGCUUCAGGCUGUUGUUCUUUGCAGCAAGAAGACUUUCCAGAUUACCAAGCAAGGUAAGGAACAAGGAUUGAUGUUUUUUGACUUCAGGGCAACAAAACUAGUUUAA